AUGCAUGAGAAUAAAAUGGAAGUCGAUGCUCCGUCUUCCUCAGGUCUCAACGUUCUUGAUCCAGUAAUACCAACGAUGAGUGAAGAAAUGCUAUCUGCAGUACGUCGUGAGAGCCCACAAGAUGCUUCUUCCUUUCAUAAUUGUAACUUUCGUGUUUUGUCGCAGUACGUCUCUAUCACUGAUGUAAACUUCAAAGAACAAUCAUUUUCUGUCUUUACGGAGCUUUCACUUGCACCAUUACACCCUGAACUGCGACAAAUUUGCCUCAAUGUUGGUCCAGAUGUUAUAUUGCCAAAUGAAUUCCCAGAAGGUGUUACCGGCCGAGUUACUGUAAACGACGAAGAUGUAGAAUAUAUUCGAAAGGAUCCUCUCAAAAUAUUGAGUCACAAAGCGGAACAAAGUUUGCACAGGCUUUCACAUGAUAUGUACGAUGAGCUAGAAGAUUGUGAGGGUGAACUUUUAAUUAGUGUCCCAGAAAGCUGUUAUAUACUUAUGGAUGAACAAAAGGUUAUCAAAAUUGCAAUUGAUGUUAAAGUUGUUAAUCCGAAGCAUGGUAUACACUUUGUUUGUUCAUUUUCUGAUGACGGUACUUUGGAGAGUGGUGCACAUAUGUACACUUAUAGAUCAUGUACAUUGUCGAGUACUCGUCACUGGCUGCCUUGUCUGGAUACGCCUGAUCAGUUAUGCUUAUGGCGAAUCGAAGCAACUGUUGGUCUUAUGUUUACAGUAGUUGCCAGUGGUGAACUAUUUGAUACGGAGUAUACAACCGAUUUACAAGAAAAAAUUUAUCAUUAUCAACUUUUAGUACCAACCUCUGCGAUUAAUAUCGGUUUUGCGGUUGGUUCUUUCACGCCAGUUGUGCAUCCUGAUAUGCCUGAAAUAACAAGCUUCGCACUACCGUCCCUAUAUCCUCUCGUAAAGCAUACAACUGCAACUAUUGAUCGAGUUUUUGAAUAUUUUGAAGAGCUCCUCUCUUGUCGAUUCCCGUUUUCAUCCUACAAACAAGUUUUCGUUUAUCAAGUUCCCGAUGAAGUUACAGCUUACACUGGUUUGUCAAUACUCUCGCUUACCUUAUUAUAUCAUAAGAAAAUUUUGGAUGUUGUUCAAAUGACGCGUCAGUGCCUUGCUUAUGCAGUAGCGCAACAAUUCUUCGGAUGUUUUGUUACCUCAACAUGCUGGUUAGAUAUCUGGCUCGUUUCAUCGCUUGCAAGAUCUGUCACCGGCAUGUUUGUAGAGCGAUUCUUCGGUUUUUCUGAAAAUCUCUUCCAGAUCAAUAAAAUGCUGAAUUGUGUUUCCGAUUAUGAAACACGUUGGGGAAAGAUUAUUUUGCGUCCCUCAAACACGAACUACAAGCAGUAUUUACAUUUUGAUCCAAGAAAUCCAUACACAUGCUCUCCUCUCUAUGUAGAUGCUUUAUUCAAGAAAGGACAUCUUGUCAUGCGAAUGCUUAACCAACGUUUAGGCAAGGAACCGUUUUUGCAGGUCAUACAGAAAAUUCUGAGUGUAGCGAUGCAGGCAAGCCAACUGCAGAAGGAGCCAGCUAAUUGGCAGCAUAUGACCGUUUCAACGGAAUCGUUUUUUCGUACCGUUUCCAGUGUUACUGGCCAAGAAUUGCCAACAUUUCUGGAGCAGUGGAUUCAUAAUGGUGGACAUGCAAAAUUUUGGGUGCAAUAUGCUUUUAAUCGUAAACGAAAUAUGAUUGAACUUGAAGUAAAGCAAGAACCUUCUGCGAAUCGUGGAAGGCAAAGUUAUGUUGGUCCAUUAAUUGUUGCGGUUCAAGAAUUAGAUGGAUCGUUCACGCAUACUGUGCAGAUUGAUUCCAAUCAUUCCAAGCAUGAUCUUCAAUGCCAUUCAAAGGGACGAAGGCAAAAGAAGAAGAAAAUUCCACUUUCGACUGGUGAAGAACUUGAAAUUGAUCUCGCAAAUAUGGAUCCUGACUCUCCUGUCCUUUGGAUCAGGAUUGAUCCUGAUCUACUUUUGCUGCGAAAAGUUAGCAUUCAGCAACCGGUUUAUCAGUGGGAAUAUAUGUUGAAAUAUGAACGGGACGUCUUGGCACAACUUCAAGCACUUGAUAUUUUACAACGUUUUCCAAGUCCACAUGCUAGAGUCGUCCUUAUUGAAACCAUCGAAACCGAAGUUUUCUUCUACCGAGUGCGAUGCCGAGCUGCAUAUGUUCUAGCAGAAGUCGUGAAUAAAUUGCCAGAAACAUGGCUGGGUCCACCGGCCCUGAUGAUUUUGUUCAAGAAAUUAUUUGGUUGUAAAUCUGCGCCACAUAUUCCAAAACCAAACAAUUUUGUAGCUACUUCCGCAAGUUUGCAGCUAUACUUCUUGAUGCAUGCAAUACCUCAAGCUUUAGCACGAUUGCGUUCUCCUUCAAAUAAUAUCCCUUCAGAAGUUCAUCACUUUCUUAUUGGUUUAGUUAAAUAUAAUGACAAUACUGUGAACAGGUACUCGGAUGACCAUUAUCGAGCAUCACUUAUAAACUCGUUAGCUGCUACACUGGUACCAGCUGAGAGUAGGGAUGUUACAAAUAUGAGCCCUCUUUCUCUGAGUACGAAUAUGAAGGAAUUGUUGUCUGAAUUCACCCUUGCUUUAAAUAUGGAUACACUGAAACCUAGUUUUGGUCGUAUUAUUGGAAUUACUGCACUUCAAGCUAUAUAUCACAUGCAGCGAACAUUUCAUAUACCACUUGAUUCCAAAGUAUUUUGGUCUUUUGCACAGCCCAAUAUUUAUGUGCCGAUGCGUCUCGCAGCGCUGACAUUUCUGGUAGACAUGGUUUAUCGACAUAAAUCACCAUCUUUCGUUGGUGAUGUUAUCAAUAGAUUAAUAGAUUUAUGCAUCAAUGAUAAUGAGCCGGUUGUACGCUACUAUGUUGCAUCUCAGCUAUCACUUAAACCACCACUUUGCAUCAUUUUGGGCGCUGAAGGCGAUACAAUAUGGAAGUCAUUAUCGCAUGACAUAGCUAUCAAAUUAUGGGCCCAGAUCAGUGAUACUAAAACGGAACCACGUUUACGUGGUCAUUACAUUGACCUUUGGUUUACGAUAUAUGGCAAUGAUGUACCGCUGUUAUUGAAACCAGCUGACGAAGUCGUGGAGAAGAAACCAGCAGCACGUAAUAUUCAUAUCACAAACAUCAGAAAUGGCACGGAUGAUUUGUUAAAUUCAUGGUCGUGGCAUGGAACUAUAAUGGAUAUAGAUGAACCCGAUUCACCGACUGAAAAGUUGACAAGUGAAAUGAACGAUGACACUCUUCAGUAA
Molecule: messenger RNA, 3258 nt
Organism: Cercopithifilaria johnstoni
Lineage: Eukaryota; Metazoa; Nematoda; Chromadorea; Rhabditida; Onchocercidae
Source: the annotation of a GenBank genome assembly